Messenger RNA from Eurypyga helias (sunbittern), 2394 nucleotides. It is a transcript of the gene SRGAP2, whose product is annotated as SLIT-ROBO Rho GTPase activating protein 2. NCBI's taxonomy places the organism in Eukaryota, Metazoa, Chordata, Aves, Eurypygiformes, Eurypygidae. Gene Ontology annotation, molecular function: protein binding. Gene Ontology annotation, biological process: signal transduction; negative regulation of cell migration. Gene Ontology annotation, cellular component: cytoplasm. The annotation marks the transcript as partial. The transcript has 16 exons. The record is from RefSeq and is a predicted model, not a curated record.
CAGUGUUGUGACCUGGGAUACCACGCUAGCCUCAACAGAGCUCUCAGGACAUUCUUGUCUGCUGAGCUGAACCUGGAGCAGUCAAAGCACGAGGGUCUGGACGCCAUCGAAAACGCCGUGGAGAACCUGGAUGCCAACAGUGAUAAGCAGCGCCUGAUGGAGAUGUACAACAAUGUCUUCUGUCCCCCCAUGAAGUUCGAGUUUCAGCCCCAUAUGGGUGACAUGGAGUCGCAGCUAUGUGCCCAGCAGCCCGUCCAGAGCGAGUUAGUGCAGAGGUGCCAGCAAUUGCAGUCUAGAUUGUCUACCCUUAAGAUUGAAAACGAGGAGGUUAAGAAGACUAUGGAAGCUACGCUCCAGACGAUCCAGGAUAUCGUCACGAUAGAGGACUUUGAUGUCUCUGACUGCUUUCAGUACAGCAACUCAAUGGAGUCUGUUAAAUCCACGGUCUCGGAAACGUUUAUGAGCAAACCGAGCAUCGCCAAGAGACGGGCCAACCAGCAGGAGACGGAGCAGUUCUAUUUCACAAAAAUGAAGGAGUAUCUGGAAGGCAGGAACCUGAUAACAAAGCUCCAAGCCAAACAUGACCUCCUUCAGAAGACCCUGGGAGAAAGUCAACGGACUGACUGCUCCCUUGCCAGCGGCAGGCGCAGCUCUACCAUAAGGAAGCAGGAUUCCUCACAAGCCAUUCCCCUGGUCGUGGAGAGCUGCAUACGCUUCAUUAGCAGACACGGUUUGCAGCAUGAAGGGAUAUUCAGAGUGUCUGGGUCACAAGUUGAAGUAAAUGACAUAAAAAAUGCAUUUGAGAGAGGGGAAGAUCCGUUGGCUGGGGACCAGAAUGACCAUGACAUGGAUUCAAUAGCAGGAGUUCUGAAGCUCUAUUUUCGAGGGUUGGAGCACCCUCUCUUCCCCAAGGAUAUCUUUCAUGAUCUGAUUGCUUGUGUCACAAUGGAUAAUUUACAAGAGAGAGCGCUCCACGUCCGGAAGGUGCUUCUGAACCUGCCGAAGACCACUCUGAUCAUCAUGAGAUACCUCUUUGCAUUCCUCAAUCAUUUGUCUCAGUUCAGCGAAGAGAACAUGAUGGAUCCCUACAACUUAGCCAUCUGCUUUGGGCCAACGCUGAUGUCUGUGCCCGAAGGUCACGAUCAAGUCUCUUGCCAAGCUCACGUCAAUGAAUUGAUCAAAACCAUCAUCAUCCAACAUGAGAACAUCUUCCCAGGACCACGGGAGCUGGAGGGUCCAGUCUACAGCAGAGGUGGCAACACCGAGGAUUACUGCGAAAGUCCUCAUGGAGAGAGAGCCUCCACGGAAGACUCGGUUCAGGACGUUACGGCUGAACACCACACCAGCGAUGACGAGUGUGAGCCCAUAGAAGCGAUAGCGAAGUUCGACUACAUUGGCAGGACUGCACGAGAGCUGUCCUUUAAAAAAGGAGCUUCUCUCUUACUCUAUCAGCGGGCCUCAGAUGACUGGUGGGAGGGACGCCACAAUGGAAUUGACGGCCUUAUUCCUCAUCAGUAUAUCGUCGUCCAAGACACUGAGGAUGGUGUCUCUGAAAGAUCCAGUCCGAAGUCUGAAAUAGAAAUAAAUUCUGAGCCACCGGAAGAAAAGGUGACUGCUAGAGCUGGUGCCAGUUGCCCAAGCGGGGGUCACGUCGCAGAUAUUUACCUUGCAAACAUCAACAAGCAAAGAAAGAAACCAGAGUCAGGCAGCAUCAGAAGAGCCUUCCGUCAAAGUGACAGCCACGGACUAGGUAGUUCAAUGGCAGAACCAGCCUCCCCAGGAGCCAUAGCCGGUUCCAGACCCUCAUCUCAGCCCAUUAUGAGCCAAAGUCUUCCCAAGGAGGUUCCAGAUAAAUGCUCCAUCAGUGGCCACGGCAGCCUCAAUUCUAUCAGCCGACACUCGUCUCUGAAGAACAGGAUAGACAGCCCGCAGAUCCGGAAAACGGUGACAGCAGGGAGGUCCAAGAGCUUCAACAACCAUCGGCCGAUGGACCCUGAAGUUAUUGCACAGGAUAUCGAAGCUACUAUGAACUCUGCUCUGAACGAGCUGCGCGAGCUGGAAAGGCAAAGCAGCGUCAAGCACACGCCAGAUGUUGUCCUCGACACUCUGGAGCCUUUGAAAACGUCUCCGGUGGUGGCCCCCACCUCUGAACCUUCCAGCCCUCUGCACACUCAGAUCCUCAAGGACACUGAACCAGCUUUCCAGCGCAGCGCCAGCACGGCCGGCGACAUACCGUGCACCUUCAGGCCAGUCAAGUCGGUCAAAAUGGCCACCCAGGUGAAACCUCCGGCGACUCGGCCCAAGCCUACGGUGUUCCCCAAAACGAACGCCGCGAGCCCUGGCGUCGCCUCCUCCGCCUCUCAGCAGCCUGCUGACAAGUCCUGUACUGUCUGA